This is a messenger RNA of Panicum hallii, 956 nucleotides long. RefSeq names its product 23.2 kDa heat shock protein-like. Bases 33 to 605 code for a protein of 190 amino acids. NCBI's taxonomy places the organism in Eukaryota, Viridiplantae, Streptophyta, Magnoliopsida, Poales, Poaceae. Gene Ontology annotation, biological process: protein folding; response to salt stress; protein complex oligomerization. The record is from RefSeq and is a predicted model, not a curated record. The transcript has 2 exons.
AGCACAGCGAGAUCGAGCAAGCAGAGGAGGAAAUGGAAGUGGCGGCGCGCCGGCCUCGCGUGCUCGCCGAGAUCGACCCGCACAGCGAAUGGGUGCGCGGGCCCGAGUUCGACACGCUCGUCGUCGACGUCACAGGGUUCGGCAAGGACCACCUGAAGGUGCAGGUGGAGCCGUCGGGGAGCCUCAAGGUCAGCGGCGAGCGCGCCGUCGAUGGGGGCGGCCGGCAGUGGUGCCACUUCACCAAGCGGUUCGACCUCCCCGCCGCCUGCGACGCGGCGGAGAUCAAGGUCCAGCUCGACAAGGGCAUGCUCUACGUCCAGGUGCCGCGCCCCGGUGGCGCUGGUGGGAGCGGCGAGCUCCAUCCGGAGGCGGAGAUGUACGAGGACCCGCUGCAAGGAGAAGCCGAGAUCGGCGGCGGCGACGGCGGCUGGAACAUCGACCGCGCCACCACGCGGCGGGAGGAGCAGCACCCGGUGCUGCGGCUCGCCAGGGGCCUCAGCAGGCACCGGCAGGUGGUCCUGAACGUCGUGCUCGCCGUCGUGCUCUUCUGGCUCGUCGCCUUCGCCAAGAACCAGCCCGCCGGCGGCCAAGCCAGGAGCGACUGAGGCGCGGGAUCAGGAACCGUGUUUCUGUACAGUGACAACAUGGAAGCGAGCAAUAAAACACCUCUGCAAAUAAGCAAGAUCGGGGUGUGGCUCAGUGUGCAUCAUCAGCAUUAGUCAGUACUUGCAGUCAGUCAUCACAAAGAUGCAUGCCGCCCCACAGGAACCAAAAGCAGUGUAUGAGAUACUGAUGUGUGUGCAUACAUUCAGAUCGUUAAUUGCUGUUUACGAAAGGAAUCCAUGGUUUUACUUUAGGCUGCAAUCAAUCAUGCAUACACAUCCAAAAGCGUGUCUGACCCCUCCUUGUAUCUUCUUUUAUGAUAUGGAAAUAAGGGGAACUGAAAUAUGCAGGAU